Molecule: messenger RNA, 651 nt
Organism: Heterotrigona itama
Lineage: Eukaryota; Metazoa; Arthropoda; Insecta; Hymenoptera; Apidae
Source: the annotation of a GenBank genome assembly
AUGGAUGCGGAGGAUUCGAAGAAUGGAAAGAAACAAGAAAUAGAUAUUCUUAGAUCUUGUGACGAUAGAGCCUCGCAUGUCAUCCUUAUGAAAAAGAAGCAUAUCAAGCAUCUUUCAACUACGUAUUAUUCAGAGACGUCCACUUCAAAUACAGCAGACUCUGUCCUGCAGAUCCAAUGAACGUAUAAACAUAAUGUGAGGACGCUAAGCCCGUAAAGUAAUUGCGAAAAUUAUAUUAUGAGACUGACCUUACCAGACACAUUUUUGUCGAAAAUGAUCUGUCUUCCCAAUCACGUGACUGAACGAACACGAAGAGAAUUGACCUAUAAAAUUGAUACUGCAGAAAAUUUCUCCACUUUCAUAUGUUCUUAUUUUUCCAUAGUAGUCUGCCGGUUUACUUAUGCAGUACAAUAGUACUCUCAUAAUUGACUACACUUUUGACCCUAUAAGCGUCUGUCGCUUAUCCCUAAUAUAAAGAAUAAUAUCUUUAUAAGAAAAACAUUUUUCGCAGUGGGAAUCUUCAUGCAAUUAAUUUAAAAAGUGUAUGAUAUUAUAAGCAUAUCAUUUCUUCCAGUGAAUUGUUUCCCAACGAAUAGAACAAUAUCAGAGGUGACAAAAUCCUUUUGGGAUGUACUUCAGCAAGUAUGCUUU